This is a messenger RNA of Acanthoscelides obtectus, 234 nucleotides long. NCBI's taxonomy places the organism in Eukaryota, Metazoa, Arthropoda, Insecta, Coleoptera, Chrysomelidae. The record is from the annotation of a GenBank genome assembly.
AUGCACCGGGACUCUCAGAUGCACAUAAGCAAGGGCGACUAUGAGUUUCUUGGUCCUUAUGAAGUGGUUAAGUGCCUGGAAAAUGGACGUUAUAAGAUUAAGAAGGUUGAAACAACCAUCAUAACAAAUGCAGCUAAGGAACAGCUAAGAUCAUGGCCUGUACAGUGGUCCUCCAAUGUUGAUAUGGGAGAUAUACUUGAGUUUUUGGAGGCUGAGGAAGUACCACGUCAGUAA